Chinchilla lanigera (long-tailed chinchilla) is the source of this 558-nucleotide messenger RNA. It is a transcript of the gene Cldn34, whose product is annotated as claudin 34. The record is from RefSeq and is a predicted model, not a curated record. NCBI's taxonomy places the organism in Eukaryota, Metazoa, Chordata, Mammalia, Rodentia, Chinchillidae.
AUGACCUUUCUUGUCCAUACUGCCGAUUGCCAGGUCCCAGGCUGAUCUGUUGCCACCAUCACAUGGAUCCUCUGCAGCACUUCCAUGGGCCUGGAGUGGCACAUGUGGCACAUGGAUGACCUGUGGCUCUCCUACGCUGGCACCAUCUGUGUGGGAGUAUGAAAAGUCCACAUUUACCACCAUCACAACUGCAGCAAAGUCAGAAUGUGUCACCCACACACCUACAGUGAUACAUUCCUCGCUCCCAGUAUAAGCACAGCUCAGCACUUCCUGGUGGUCACCAGCACUCUAGGGCUCUUUGCCAAAGCCUUCACUAUUUUAGCACUCAGGAACUCACAUGUGGGUAUCCUACAGAAGAAUGUCAUCCACAUCCCAUUCAUCUUUGCAUGGGGUCUAGUCACUGCUGCUAGUGGAUGCAUGUCCAUUGCUGUUCUCUGGAAUCACUACUAUGUCACAAAUAUCAAGUGGAUUCACUUCCUACCAUCUUUCCAUGUCCCCAAUACUCAGGAAAGUGGAAGUGGCAUGCUCAUGGCAAUGCCAGCUGCAUCCAUAAUGUAG